Messenger RNA from Lachancea mirantina, 693 nucleotides. Lineage: Eukaryota; Fungi; Ascomycota; Saccharomycetes; Saccharomycetales; Saccharomycetaceae. The record is from the annotation of a GenBank genome assembly.
AUGAUUUCAGCUUUGACUAGAAGACUUUUGAGAGAUUGGAAGCGACUUAACCAUCAAUACGAGCCGGCAUAUCAUGUCAAGCCUUUUGAUGCUGAUCUUCAUAUAUGGAACUUUGUUUUAACGGGAAAAGACGGAGAGAUCGAUGCAGAGGUGUUCGGCAUGAUUUACAUUGGUGGUGACGAGCUAAAUCCGGUGAUUGUGAUGCGAUGUUCGACACCUAACGAAACUUUUCCCUUGAACCGAAACGUCAGUCUUACACACCUCGGGUCUGUUGUAUUGAUUAGCGGACUUACCGGGCUACUUGAACACGUCAAGCAGCGGGUGUGGAGUCGUAUGAACCUGUCCACAGAGCCCGGGGUGUUCGACUGGCGGCUCACGAGAGCUUGGAAUCGGGUUAUGGUGAAAGAUUUCAAGCAGGUAUUUCCGGAUUUAGCGUCAGAGUUCCCAGUUUCUGAGACCGAAACCUUGUUAGUACAGCAGUGGAGUGAUUGCAACGCGAGACGUGAGCCUCGACCUGCUCCAAAAUUCAAAUUUCAAAAUUUUACGCCGGCUACGACGCUGGCGUGCGAUUCUAACGACAACCAGCAUAUGAAAAGGCAGCGCACGGGCGCAGAAGAACACAAGGGGAUGGAGAGAUUGUGGAAUUUAGACGAUUGUGAGCCUGAGUUGCAAAGGAAAAAGCGACAAGGCUAA